CGGCGGCGCGCGCAGGGGCGCCGGGGCUGCGCCGGAGGCCGGCCCCGUGGCGUCGGGGGCUGGCGCGGCUGGGGCCGCCGCAGAGGAGGAGAUGCCCGCCCCCAGCAAGCACAGGGUGGCCUGCGAGUUCUGCGGCAAGCGGACCAAGCACCUGGCCGCCCACCUCAAGGAGUGCAGGAUCAGGUGCCCGAUCUGCAACCAGAGGAUCCUGGGCCCCGAGAUGGCUGUGCACAAGCGGGCCUGCAAGCCGAUCACGAAGACCUUCCUGGUGGAGGUCACCGAUCGGGAGCUGCAGGCUUCGAGGGAGAACAUGGCGCGGCUCAUGCUGGAACACGACAUCCUGGUCAACCCGGACAGCAAGAUGGGCAAGUCGUACCUCCGAAUGGAGGGUACCGAGGCUGCAGUGAAGGCGGCGAGGAGGGAGGUUCUCGGCAUGACCUUCAGGCUCAGUGUUCCCAUCGGCUUCGACAAUGUUGCGAAGUUCAUUGGGUCGGGCGGAGCGGUCAUCAAAGAGUUCGAGGCCAAAUGGUGCAUCCGCGCCAAGAAGGUGAACGACGGUGGAGAAUUUGAGCUCCGGGGCCGCCAGUCGGACGUCGAAGAAGCAGCGAAGGAACUCCGGGAUCGCUUCCCGCCAGCGGCGCCCGCGCCGCCGGCGAGCCGCCGCGAGCGCAGCCGCAGCCGUGGCCGCGGCGCAGCGGAGACCCCGGCGGCGCCGGCGGGAGACGGUGCUGCCGACGGACGUUGGCUGGAGGCGCGAGAGGACCGCUGGCGUAGCUGGGAGGACCGCCGGGAGGACCGCUGGGAGGACCAGAGCUGGGAAGGGCGGCAGGGGGCCGCGUGGGCUUCGCGCGCCGCCCGGUCCUGCCUCUGCCCCCCUGUCCAGACCCUGUGCCUCGCCGUCCGUGCCACGGCCCGGGGCAUGCCGGCGGAGGACCGCCCCGCGGCCGCGCCGCCGUCGAUCUCGGAGGCCCUGCGCGCCGCGGUCGCCCCGGGCGGCGGCGCGAGCGAGGCCCAGGCCGUGCGCGCGGCCGUGGAGGCGGCCCGCGCCGACCCUCCUGGCGCGGAGCGCUUCUGGGCCGCCAGCGUGCUGCUGCUGGAGCUCCCGGGCGGGCCAGCGGCCGGCGGGCACGGCCCCGCGGCGCAGGCGGAGGAGGUGCUGCGGGGGUGCCCCGACUGCGCGGCGCUGUGGGGCUUUGGCCGCCUGCACGGCCUCUUCGCCCCCGCGCCGCCGGCCUCGCUGGUGGCCGAGCUGGCGCGCAGCAGCGGGCUGGCGCCGGUGGCGGCCGCCUACGCGCUGGCAGCCGGGCAGGGGGGCUCGCUGGGCCGCCUCGCCUGGGGCCGGCUGCGCGCGGGGGAGGCCGCACCGAUCCAGGACAUCGGUGGGCUGCUGGAUCCCGAGAUGCCGUGGGCGUGGCCGCGGCCGCAGGAGGAGGCGGCCGACGGCGGCGGCCUGUCGGAGGCGCUGGAGAUGGCCACGUCGGUGGCCUCCGCGGCGGUGGCGCACGCGCACACCUCCGUGCCGCAGCCGGUGGAGCUGGAGCACCUGCGGCGGUCGCGAGAGGAGGACAGGGUGAACUACGCGCUCGCCGAGCAGCUUGCGGCCAGCGGAGACGUGGGCGGCGUGGCCGCCAAGGCCGAGAUGCUCUUCUAUGGCAAGGAAUCCGUCGUCCCAGGCGGAGGGGCUCUGCCGGCCACUUCACCGUCGGCCGUCGGCUUCAGGGUCGUGGGUGCAGCGCUGGUCGCCGUGGCGAUCGCGCUGCCCUGCGUCACUCGCUGCGUCGUUUCUAGGUGCUGUGGCUGGCGACGGCGGCGCUCCCAGAGAGCCUCAGACGCCCCCGAGUCCACCCCAGAGUCCAGUGGUAAAUGCUCUGGGUCGUUCACGGCCCUUGCGCAGGUUACCCUGUGCAUCGCUGCUGGCCUGCUGGUCUACUCGUCGGGGCCUCUGCUGGCGCCCCCCGGCGCGCUCCUGCGCGACGAGGCGCUCUCGCUGCAGCUCUUCAGCGAGGCAGCGGACGGGGGCCACUGGGGUGCGGCCUACGCGCUCUUGCUCGCCGCCGCCGACGACGGCGGCAACAAGAGUGAGGCGGAGCCGUGGCUGGAGCAGGUGGUGGAGCAGGGAGACGCCCCAGCGCGCGCUUUCGCCGCACACUUCCAGAGCCGCUGGGGCGUGGGGUCCGAGCGGGACCCCCAGCGCGCGGGGGAGCUGCUGCGGGAGGCCGCGGAGCUGGGCGAGCCGAACGCCGCCCUGCUCCUCGCGGAGGCCCAUGCCCACGCCGGCGGCAACGAGAGCGAGGUCUGGCUCGAGGGCAGCCCCAAUCUGUCGGUGGCCCUCCACUACUACCGCCAGGCCGCCGCGGCGGGCCUGUCCACCUGCAGGUACAACAUCGGCGCGAUCCUGCUGAGGCAGGCGGGGGACGGCCCGGGGCCGGUGCCCGCGCACGUCCUGCGCGAGGCGCGGGCCGAGUUCGCCGCCGUGGCCACCGACCUCGACCCCACCGUGCGGCUGCUGUUCGCGCUGGGGGUACGCUCCUGGGAGCUCGGCGACAGCGCCGCAGCGCUGCGGACCUUCAUGCUCCUGUCCGAGGUUGGCAGCGAUAAGGCCCACCGCAACGCGGCACGGCUGUGGGAGCAGCGGGCGGCGGGCGGCCGGACUGCCCCGUGGUGGCCGCCGGUGGCCUCGCUGCUUGCGGGGUCCGGGCUCUGGUCGGGCGCCCUGGAGCCGCGCCAGCGGGAGGCCGGGGAGCAGCCGCCCGGGGGGCUGCCGCGCGCGCCGGAGUGCGGCGCCGGCCAGGGGCUCGGGGCGGAGACGUUCCGCUUGGCGCACCGGGGCAUGUACUGCUGCGCUGGCGGGGACUGUCAUGCGGCGCAGUGGCUGCUAAACGAGGGCGACGUCGACCCCGUCGACUGCAUGCGGUGGUGCAGGGACGAGCCCGCGUGCAGCUACGCGACCGUCUACGACACCGGCUUCUGCCAGCUGUCCGAGGAGUGCGAGGUCACCGCCGAGGCCGGCGACCCGACGGCCGCCACCUACGCGCUGACCAGGGGGCCGCCGGACACGUGCGGAGCACCAGUCACGCAGCUGCGGCGGGCGUGCCCCCAGCUCCCGCCGCUACGUGGUGCUGGCCGCCCCUCCGCGACGAGCCCGACGACGACCUGCGGUGCAUGUGCCGUGGCCUACCAC
Prorocentrum cordatum is the source of this 3181-nucleotide messenger RNA. NCBI's taxonomy places the organism in Eukaryota, Dinophyceae, Prorocentrales, Prorocentraceae. The record is from the annotation of a GenBank genome assembly.